Molecule: messenger RNA, 1434 nt
Organism: Penicillium digitatum Pd1
Lineage: Eukaryota; Fungi; Ascomycota; Eurotiomycetes; Eurotiales; Aspergillaceae
Product: FAD-binding oxidoreductase
Molecular function (GO): FAD binding; oxidoreductase activity
Source: RefSeq, a predicted model, not a curated record
AUGCCCGAAAUCAAAGCGACGGCUCUCGAGGCUCUACGGAGUAACCUCAAGGCCGCAACAAUCUACACACCUGAAUCAGAGGGUUACAAAGAUGUCCUAGUCCGCUGGUCCGACACUGGAAUGAAAUAUGCGGGUGUCGUAGUCCAACCCACUGAAGCGUUGGACAUCUCGGCCACGCUGUUGUGGGCACAGCAGCAUAGUGUUGAUCUUGCUGUGAAAUGUGGAGGUCAUUCAGUCGCUGGCACAAGCUCAAGUGAGGGAGGUCUGGUGAUUGACCUGUCGCGCAUGAACCAAGUGACGGUGGAUACCGAGCAGAAGACUAUCACCGCCCAAGGUGGAGCGACCUGGAAGGAAGUCGACGAAACCGGUGCAGCCCACGAUUUGGCGGCCGUGGGGGGGACCGUGAACCACACCGGCGUCGGAGGACUCACGCUAGGGGGUGGUUAUGGCUGGCUGAGCGGAGAGUAUGGCCUUGCUAUUGACAAUCUCCUAUCGGCGACCGUCGUUUUAGCCGAUGGUCGUAUUGUCACGGCCUCUGCCACCGAGAAUGUCGACCUGUUUUGGGGAUUGCGAGGUGCAGGAUACAACUUUGGCGUUGUGGCAGACUUCACCUACCAAGCCCAUGACCAGAAAGACCCAGUGUAUUCUGGCCUCCUUGGAUUCGCUCCUGAUAAGCUGGAAGGAAUUAUCGAGGCUUUGAAUGAAUCCCUCGCCAAUCCUGACUCUCGCUUUGGUGCGAUUUGCAGUUUAACGAUGGCGCCAGAUGGAUCGGGGCCGAUGGUCAUUGUGAUUGGCUUUUUCAAUGGUCCCCGCGAGGAAGGCCAAAAGAAAUUCGCUCGCUUCACAGCCCUUGAGCCGGUUUUGAACACCCUUGAUAUGAUCCCAUACUCUAUGGUAAACGCUCUACAGAACCCCGUUGUGACAUACGGUGAUCGAAAGUCUUUUAAAGGUAUUUUCUACGAGCCGCCACUCGAUCCUCAAUUUGCGAGGGUGAUCUUCAAUGACUUCAUAGCCAAGAUUGAGAGUGAACCAGAUCUCAAGGCGUCUGCCAUCAUCCUCGAGUUUUUUGAUAUGCGCAAGAUUUGCCAAGUGCCGCUGACCGCAACCGCGAUGGCAAGCCGAAAUUCGACUCAGAAUGGCAUCGUUUUUCUAAGAUGGACCGACUCAUCCAAAGAUCUGGAGCAUCGCGCUUGGGCACGAGAAGCCCAGUCCAAGUGGAAAGUGGAAUUGGAUGCCAGAACCAAAGACCGGGGUGUGGAUUUGGACGUUCCUCAGUACAUCAACUACGCAGAACCGGGUGACUCGGUGGUAAGCAAUAUCUACGGCGUGAACCUCGAGAGACUGGAAGAGGUGAAGUCGAAGUACGACCCAAAGAACGUUUUUCACAAAAUGCAGCCAAUUUCAAAGGGCGCAUCCUUAGGCAAGAAGGAAUAG